This is a messenger RNA of Colletotrichum phormii, 816 nucleotides long. RefSeq lists its product as uncharacterized. The record is from RefSeq and is a predicted model, not a curated record. The transcript has a single exon. NCBI's taxonomy places the organism in Eukaryota, Fungi, Ascomycota, Sordariomycetes, Glomerellales, Glomerellaceae. Bases 1 to 816 code for a protein of 271 amino acids.
AUGGCGGCGAGUCGCAAGAGAUCAAGACCUGAAGCAGCACCGGCAGACACCUGCUGCAAGACGCCACUGGCUUCCAUCAACUUCAACGACAGACCAACACAUCCCACCAAAAUCAUCUCACUACCAAAAAAUGAAGACGAAGUCGAAACCCUCCUCGAAAAGACGAGCGCCCUCGCCGACGUAGUCUCCCACAACCGCAGCCUCGCAGUCCACACCGCUUUCGCAGCAACGCCAAACCCCAAACGCGACCCCAUCGCCAUCGCGAAAAAGGAAGCCGACGUGCGCGAGCUCGAAAUGUACGGCCGCUUCGAAGACAUCGACUACCAGCUCCCGCCCACCAUGAGGCUCGACGUUCUCAAGGACGUGAAGCCGCUCGACAGGGAGAACAGGAAGACGGCGGCGCGGUACGAGGACAUGGCGUCGUGCGUCGACGAGGUGUUUGGCACAAUGGGCGCAACGAAAGAGAAUGUGGCGUGGAUCGUGGAGAACAUGGAGGUUGCGCUGCCGCUUGUCAAGUUUUAUUUGAGGAUCAAGAGGGCGAGGAGGAAUCUUUUGGGCGGGCAGGAGUCUCUUUCUAGCAAUGAGCUGGCCGAGUACCAGACUGUGCGUAAGAUUCGGAGUGUGCUGGGGGUGAGGAUGCAGAAGUUCCGGAUGGAGAAGGCUUCGGAGAGGAGGUUGAGGGGGUAUGAUGUUGUGCUGUUGCGGAGGCAGAAUGAGAUGGCUGCUAUUUUGAAGGGGCAACGGGAUGGGGGUGGGAGGGGUCACGGGUCAUCUGAUGAUGGUGGUGAGGCGAGCGCAAAACGCCAGCGUUUUUGA